AUGAUGACGGCCAGCCUGAUCUUCACCACUGCCGACGUCCCGGAGCUCAACCGCAUGUUUGCGUUUGGCAUCAGCAUGAUGUGGCUUUCCUCUGCGAUCUCAGCUGCUUGGUAUGGUGUUUUCGGACGAAUGCAGGCAGGCCUGAUUGGCAUCAACGAUGUCAUUGGCAUCCUUUGGGGGACGAUGGGUGGCCAGGUGUCUGUCGCCUUGGCCAGCGAGCCGGAAAGGAUCGUGCCCACACAGCUCGCCAUCAUUGCCGUGAGCACCAUGCUGACCGGCAUCGCCUCCAUUGUCUUUGGCCACUUGGGCCUGGGGAAGCUGAUGUUGCUCUUCCCUACGCCUGUGACGAGUGGAUUUCUGGGAUCCAUCGGCUUCUUCAUCUUCAAGUCUUCCUUGCAGAUCUCCUCCGGCGUCAAGUUCCGGUACCUCUGGCCCCAGGACUUCGGGGAGUUUCUGAAAGUGCAGCCGCUGGCGCGCGUGGUGUGCAUGUUUGCGGCCCUGGUCUUCAUCCGAAAGGUGCCGCCCCGAUUGGUGAAGCUCUUCCCGAAGAGCGUCAUGGUGAAGAAGCUCGGCGGGCUCUUCUGCCAGCUGGUGCCGCUCUUCCUCUUCUACCUUGUGGUGCAGAUUGCUGGCGUGGAUAUGAUGGAGCUGUCCGAAGAUGGUUGGACCUAUCCUCGCCAGGGCUCCACGGGCCCGCUGGAGUUCUGGCACUCGGGCAGCCUUUCGGGGGCCGACUGGAAGUUUGUCUGGGCGAACCUUCCGUCGAUGGGCUUAAUCGUUAUGAUGUCCGUGCUUUGCACGAUGACUGGGGCCCUGGGCAUCGCCGGAAAGUUUCCUACGGGACCUCAUGGGGACCCUGCACCCAACGAUGCCCUGGACUACGACCGGGAGUUGCUGACGGUGGGUUGGGUCGAUCUGGUCUUGGGCGUCUGCGGUGGUAUCAUCACCUUUCAUCGUCUGGGUAGCUCGGUACAGCUCCGAAUGGAUGGUGGCAGUCACCGCAUCGCCGUGUUCACCUGCUCGCUGUUCUGUGGCGGCCUCUUCCUGUCUGGCGUCCCCAUCGGCUACCUAAUCCCGACCUGGUUUCUUGGAGCGCUGUUCAUGAACAGCUCCAUCAGUUUGGUUGAAGAUGCCUUGUUCUCAUACAGGCAGCUGCCCAGUUCAAAGGGCACUUUGUUUGGGGUACGGCUGCCCUCCCCCGAGUAUGGCAUCACGCUCGCCUGCAUUGCGGUGGCGGUGGCGUGGUCCCCCUUCGCGGGAAUCGGGACGGGCCUGGCGUUGAGCAUCGUUGAGUUCUUGUGGCAGAGCUCCCAGAGCCUCCCGGUGAGUGGCGUGAGCUCGGGGCACCUGAGCAUGGGCCGUACCAAGCGUCCUGUUUGGGAGCUUCGCGUCCUGCGCAAGGAGGGAGAUCGGAUCAGCUUGCUCUUUUUGCAGGGCCGGCUCUUUUUUGGCUCGGCUGAGCAAGUCUCGCAAGUUCUGGAUACGGCCACGGACGAUGCCGCUGGGCGCUUGAAGUACUGCGUGCUGAGCUUCUCGCGCGUCAUCGACAUCGAUGCGUCGGCAGCCAAACAAGUGAAGACCUCAGUGGACAAAGCCUUCCGGAGCGGGGUGUUGGUCUUCUUCUGCCACAUGUCCCCGGACGUCUUCCAGGAGCUCUCCGUGGCCGGCGCCAUCAAGUCCCCGGAUCCUGCUCUGCUCCAGGCUGGGCGCCGGGAGCUUUUGUAG
Molecule: messenger RNA, 1725 nt
Organism: Symbiodinium natans
Lineage: Eukaryota; Dinophyceae; Suessiales; Symbiodiniaceae
Source: the annotation of a GenBank genome assembly